UAGAGAUAUACAGUACCUGUUAUAUUAACAUGAUAGUAUUUAGAUUGAUUUUAAAACCACAGUCAAGUUGACUAGUCUUAUAGUUACUGAUAGAUCUGAACACUCCGAUGAAAUGAAGGACGUAAAGAUUUUUGUUACAUUCAUUGGGAUAUUAACAACUGCCAAUGCGCAAAAAUGUGUCUUGAAUAUGGACACUUUAGAACUUCAAGGCAACUUUGAUUUCUCUAAGUUCAUGGGCACGUGGUUUGAAGUGAAGGCCUGGUUUCACAGUGGCGUAUCUGUGGAUACUUUGUGGAAUGAUUACUAUAGACAAUACAGUGAGAAGUCAACUGGCAUGGCUGAUGUAUUAACUAUAGGGCGACCUAAAAAUAGCACUGAAUGCACACAAUGGACUGGGCACAAGUUAGUUUUAGGUGGAAGACUUUACCCAGCUAGACUCACGUUGAAAUUGAAAACGUCUCGAGGAACCAUUGUGGACAAACCGUUGUAUGUGGUAGCAACUGAUUAUGACAACUACGCAUUGACCGUAGAAUGUAUGAAUAGAGCAACACUGUAUGCCAAUGGGACGUGUCUUCCUGAUCCGAAUGUGUACGUUCUAAGUAGGAAAACGGCAUUAAAUCCUGCUGAUGAAGCACGUGUAGAUGACAUCAUAAACACUAAGAUAUGUCAUACUGGCCUCGAUGAAUACAGACCAAACAUCCACGGCAAACAAUGUGAAUUACCUGGAAAUGGUGCUUCAACGAUCUCACUUCGGCUGUGUCCGUUCAUAGCGUUGUUUUCAGUGUCCAGUCUCUUAAGGAUGAUGUUGUGAUCGGACUGAUGUUUUGAUUGACCAAUCUUUUUAAGGAUUUAUCUCAAGUCGCAAAGUUUGCUGGACAACAUGAUGUCGGGAUUUCUCUGAAUUUAGAAUACUCACAUUACAUACACUAUAUUAGUCAUAUACCUUUUUUAAAUCAAUAUUUACUAGUCUUUAUAGAUUUAGAGCGACUACAGCAAAGUGUAAAAAUGAGCGAAAUCGGUUGGAUUCAGUUCCUCCAUCAAAAUAGGAGAAGAACAGGAUUUAAAAUAUUGUAAGCUUAUUGUAUUUACUGCAAUAUUGUAUUGUAUUAUCCCUAGUUCCUCCUAUAAAUGUGCAAAAAUAACGAUUACAAUAUUUUAAAUUUAAACUUGUUGUUCAAUCAGCAUUUGAUAUUACCGAGAAGUUCGUUACUCAUGCCUCCACAUUCAUAUUACUAGUAGUUGAUAAAAAAAACAAAAAAAAAACAAGACGCUUUAUUAUGUCCAUAUGAUUUGUAUCCUCCAACACAUGCUUAACACAUUCUAUUUACUAAGGAACUAGAUAUAAUUGAGACUUUAUAUGAAAAUAAUUUAAAUACUACAUUGAUUAAAUUACCGUGUCAAAUUGCAAUAUCCGGGUGUUGUAACAAUUCAUUGUGCAUAUUCUCGAUAUCGCAUUGUAACUUGUUUUUUGUUGUUUAUUUCCGGACGCAAUUUAUGUCAAGUUGGAUUGUAUUUCCAUUGCUAGUACUUCCGAUAUACCUGCAAACGAGUAAUAUGAGUGUUCAUGUUAUGGAUAAACAAUGAGACUUAGGUGUUUGGAAAAAUAAUAAAAUUAAAAAAGAUAAUGCCCA
Messenger RNA from Owenia fusiformis, 1631 nucleotides. The record is from the annotation of a GenBank genome assembly. NCBI's taxonomy places the organism in Eukaryota, Metazoa, Annelida, Polychaeta, Sabellida, Oweniidae.